Molecule: messenger RNA, 2130 nt
Organism: Periophthalmus magnuspinnatus
Lineage: Eukaryota; Metazoa; Chordata; Actinopteri; Gobiiformes; Gobiidae
Product: probable G-protein coupled receptor 34
Exons: 2
Coding region: 132-1346 (404 amino acids)
Biological process (GO): G protein-coupled receptor signaling pathway
Cellular component (GO): membrane
Molecular function (GO): G protein-coupled purinergic nucleotide receptor activity
Source: RefSeq, a predicted model, not a curated record
UGGAUGUACAAAACAUUAAUGAAUUGAUGAAAGAUCGAUUUGAAUGAAAAGAAGUGAUUUAAAACCAGAGAGAGGACAGGACUCUACUGACUAAAGAUCCUGUUGACAAUUUUGCAAAACUGCAAACCACAAUGAACCUCAACUCAACUCAGACCAUCAAUUCCUCCAUUUCCUGGAUAAUUUCUUCAACAACUAACUCUGCUACCAAUAUGUUUUCCACGGCUAGCCUCUCCUCUAGCAACCGGACCUCCUGCGACCAACAAAAUGACACUUUCAACUGGGUUUUAGUCAUCUUCUACUCGCUGUUUUUCAUUUUUGGACUUGUUGGGAACCUCUUUGCAUUGUGGGUGUUCAUUUUCCUCCAAGCAAGCCGAAACUCAGUGCGCAUCUUUCUCAUAAACUGCGCCAUAGCAGAUUUGGUGCUGCUAGCUUGCUUGCCUUUUCGCAUUUUCUACCAUGUCAAAGGAAACCAGUGGUUGCUGGGGUCGGUAGCAUGCAAAACAGUUGGUAACUUGUUCUAUAUGAAUAUGUAUAUUAGUAUUGCACUGCUGGGAUGCAUAAGUUUGGACAGAUAUUUGAGAUUAAGAGGGAAAGGGAGAGCGAGAAGAGGUGUACGAAUUAAUUUUUUUGGUAGAAGUUGGCCAUGGAGUUGGGUUGUUUGCACAUGUUUGUGGACUUUUUCAAUUUUGGCUAUCAUCCCAAUGAUCGCAACCCCAGAGGACAAAGAAACUGGCAACAAGUGCUUUCAUUAUAAACCACGCAAGGAAGCAAAAGGCAAAGCGUACUUCAAUGCUCUUUUGGUUAUAAUGUUUUGGCUAGUCUUUAUAAUUAUGAUGGUGUCCUAUGCGAGAGUGGCAGCGCAGUUGCUCAAAGUGUCAAGGGAUAAACCGGAUUUACCAAACGCGCAAAGAUAUCAGCAAACAGCCAAAAAAUCAUUCUUUGUUUUGUUUUUGUUUACUAUAUGUUUUGGCCCAUACCAUGCGUUUCGUCCCAUCUACAUAGUAUCACAGCUGAACGAUAUCUCCUGUGACUAUGUACAACUCAUGAACCAAUCCAAUGAAGUUAUGCUUUUGUUUUCAGCCUUUAACAGUUGUCUCGAUCCAGUAAUGUACUUUAUAUUGUCGGGAUCUGUGAGGAAAACUGCAUUUAAAACCAUUGGGCGCAGAUUCAGUACUAGGCUAAUGUCGCUAAACGAUGCUACAUCCAACAGUUCGACCAUAGAUUACAGAAGACAGUCAGUGCCAUUCACUUUGCCCAUAAACGACUCCACACCUCACAACAGCGGGAAUGGGAAUAGCACAAGGAAAACCAGUUUAGUGCCAGCUCCCCCUUCUGGACACAAAUAACAACUCCAACAAAUUACUAAGAGUGUACAUUAAAAAUCCUAUAUUCAGCUAUUUUCUGAUCUCUGUUCUAAUGUUGUUUCCUCAUCACCAACACAUACCUGGAGUUUUGUUUCAUUCACACAUAAACCCUGCAUUUUUAGGCUCAGUUCUUCUCUUAAACAGAAAACACUGUUCCACUGUUCCACCUUGUGAUGUCAAUACAGGAAGUGCUCCACUGUGUUUUUAAACACCUUACACCUUCUCUAGAAUCAUUUGGAUGAUUUCAGUCCAAGAAUUGCCAAUCUCUACAGAACCAAAAGUAAAGGAGCUAUUGAAAUGUGAAAACUACCACUUCAUGACAUGACAAGGUGGAACUGUUUUGAGCUUUGGAGAUGUGGACAGACAAAUAAAGUGUUACUCAAACAUGUGUGAAUGAAACACAACUACAGGUCUGUUUUUGAGGAGGGACGAAAGCUCACGAGUUCAUUAUAUAUAUAAAUAAAGGGAAUAUAUUAUGUUAUGUAAAUAACAACAAGUCCUAUAUGAAUUGUUUCACGUGUGUACUUCAGUGGCAGCUCCCUCUACAGGACACAAAUAACCACUGCAAUGAAUGGACAAUUAAUAACUAUGUAAAUUGGUAUUGUUUUACAUUUUUCUAACACCUCAAUGAUUGCUAACUGUAAAAUAUGGUUUGUUCCUUUUAUUCCUCUUAACUUAUUCCAGUUUAACAAUAAGAAUUGUAAUGUAUCACAAAUUACAACUACACACACUUUAUAUGAAGUUCAUAAACUACUCUGUCAAAUGU